Messenger RNA from Austrofundulus limnaeus, 267 nucleotides. RefSeq names its product cytochrome P450 2D9-like. The transcript is spliced from 2 exons. Lineage: Eukaryota; Metazoa; Chordata; Actinopteri; Cyprinodontiformes; Rivulidae. The record is from RefSeq and is a predicted model, not a curated record. Gene Ontology annotation, biological process: xenobiotic metabolic process. Gene Ontology annotation, cellular component: cytoplasm; intracellular membrane-bounded organelle. Bases 19 to 267 code for a protein of 82 amino acids. Gene Ontology annotation, molecular function: oxidoreductase activity, acting on paired donors, with incorporation or reduction of molecular oxygen, reduced flavin or flavoprotein as one donor, and incorporation of one atom of oxygen; iron ion binding; heme binding.
GUUUCCCUUCAGGGUACCAUGGUCAUCCAGAACAUGGAGUCAGUGCUGAGGGAGGAGGGUCAGUGGAAGUUCCCUCARGAGUUCAAUCCUGAGAACUUCCUGAACGAGCAGGGAGAGUUUGUCAAACCAGAGGCCUUCAUGCCUUUCUCUGCAGGUCCUCGGAUGUGUCUGGGAGAGGGUCUGGCUCGUAUGGAGCUGUUCCUCAUGACGGUGACCCUGCUGAGGAAGUUUAAGUUCAUCUGGCCCGAGGAUGCUGGAGAACCAUGA